UUUUGGGGGAACAUUUCCAAACGCCACACCAAAGCAGCGGAAGCUGAAGGCUCGUGUGUCUCCAUGUUGACAACAAGAAGUGACUGAAAUCUGUCUGAAAACUUCAAAUUCACAAACACAGGAGCUUCAGAAUAAACCAUGUCCGACAACGAGGAUAACUUCGACGACGGAGAUUUCGACGAUGCCGAAGAGGACGAGGGGUUAGAUGACCUGGAGAACGCGGAGGAUGAGGACCAGGAGAACGUGCAGAUCCUGCCUGCAGGAGAGGGACAGCAGGCCAACCAGAAGAGGAUCACAACUCCUUACAUGACUAAAUACGAGAGGGCCAGAGUGCUCGGCACGCGAGCUCUGCAGAUAGCGAUGUGUGCCCCUGUCAUGGUGGAGCUGGAGGGAGAAACAGACCCCUUACAGAUAGCAAUGAAAGAGUUAAAGAGCAGAAAGAUCCCCAUCAUCAUCCGCAGGUACCUUCCUGACGGGAGUUACGAGGACUGGGGCUGUGACGAGCUCAUCAUCACCGAUUAACUGACUUAUCCAGCCUGCACUGACACAACAAUACACGCUGAUUCAGACCCACCAUUGUCUCAGGUCAGUCAGCUACACAAACCCAAAGGAUUCCUAAGACGACUGCGUUUCUCACCCACCUGUUUGUACCUCAAACAUCAGGCGACUCUGUGAGUCGGUGACAACGUAAAAUGUACUAAACAGACACAUUAAAACCCCAGGAGUGUGUCGCUUGUUACUCAGUCUUGUGUCAUUGCACGGCACACAGCUAAAGUUCAGAGUUAGGAUCCCCAGUACUUCUUGUUUUAGCAGCCGCAUUAUAACUUAGAGCCACAAGGGGGAAAUGUAACUCAAGUCAAACAUUUACUUUCUCUUCUGAAGUCAUCCUGUGUUGUAAUUAUUCCAUUUGUUGUUUUUGAAGGAGAGAAGAGAUUAGUGUGAAAGAACUGUUUUAUUGUUAUUAAUAAACUCUUUUGUAUAAAUGA
Messenger RNA from Larimichthys crocea (large yellow croaker), 986 nucleotides. RefSeq names its product RNA polymerase II, I and III subunit F (gene polr2f). Gene Ontology annotation, biological process: transcription by RNA polymerase I; transcription by RNA polymerase II; tRNA transcription by RNA polymerase III. The coding region runs from base 139 to 522 and encodes 127 amino acids. The transcript is spliced from 5 exons. The record is from RefSeq and is a predicted model, not a curated record. Gene Ontology annotation, cellular component: nucleus; RNA polymerase III complex; RNA polymerase II, core complex. Gene Ontology annotation, molecular function: DNA binding. NCBI's taxonomy places the organism in Eukaryota, Metazoa, Chordata, Actinopteri, Sciaenidae.